GCUUCCUAAGCUUAGCUCAGGCUUAGGAUUGCUCUUGAUUCCUUAUGAUGCGCAAUAUAACCUGAAUGUAUUGUAGAAGGCAUCGGACGACUGUACUUGGAUUAUCGGAGAAGGUCUUUCUUUCUUAUAAUGGUAUCCCAACUAUGGUGAGCACGAAAGGCUAUCACCAGAAAGGACCACGUCAGAACAGUUUGACUCGUAGAUAAUCAUUCCUUGUGUUUAUUUCAGUUCUUCGGUUUAUAUAGCUGUGACAAUAUUUGACUUAACCUAUUUUAACUAUAAGAGUAAAUGAGACAACAGUAGACGCUCUAGAGCAUCUUUGCAAAGUAGACAAUUUGGGUGCCUUGGUGGUCCUACCCAAAUUGUGCAAUUCGACACUUAUCGUUUUCGGGUGAGCUUGGUUUCGGACCGCACGCGGAGUGCGGGUACAAGUAUGAUUUUCUAUUGACGUUGUGUGGCGCUUUGCGCAUAUGUUUGUUAUUGCGUGGAUCUGCAUUUUCGGGUUCGAUACAAUUGCAAGGCUGAUGGCCUUUGGUUUAUUUGUGUUUAUGGGUUUUGGUAAUCAGUGGUUUUCAACCCACGACACCUUCCCCCUUUGGAAGAAUAAUGUAAUGAAAUGAAAUGAAAUGUUAUUAUUCGGUUAGUGUCAUUAUCCGGUUGUCUCUGUAUUAUAAUAUUUAUUUAUUUUUUUAAUUAUAUAUAUAUUUUUUUUCUUACAUUGUUUGGUUAUUAGAGCUUAGAUUAGAUUAAAGCUAGAAACCGAAUAUCUCACGUCUAACAUGGGUUAGACUUUUGACCUAUCUCUUUUUCACUUAUUUUUUCAUUUCUAUUUUUUUUUUUGAGAUUAGGCUCGGAUGUCUUAAGAUUAUCACUUCUUAGGAUAACACUGUCUAUUAACGUAAAGAUUUGAAUGCACAUUGAUUAGGUUUGUAUGUAAAAUGGAUUUUGGGUUAACUUUUACGUAAUAAUUCUGUUUUUAUGUACAGUUUGGGUUUCGUUUGAUGUUUCCUUUUUGAUUGUAACAUUUGGGUGAUUGAUGUUAAUAAUAGUAAAUGGUCCUGUGUAAACUGGGUCUAGUUUUCUUCGGUUUUCUUUCUUAAGCCAAACUUUGGUUCCUAGUUGGAUUUCUAUUGGGUUUGAAUUUUGUUUUUGUUUUGCUACUCUUUUUUCUUUGGAUUUUUCUAAUAUUGAUUUUGCUUUUUUCGCUGCAAUUUGUAAUUUAAACUGUAAUUCUUUGUAGUAGGCUUCAUAAUUGUAGAUUGGGUCGAUAGUACUAUUUUCAAACUUGGUUGGAUAAUUUACUUGAGUACCAAAGACAAGUUCAAAUGGUGCAAAAGAAUGUUCGGUGUGUGGUGUAGUUGUUAUAGAGGAAUGGCCUGAAGCUAUGAUCAAAGAAGCCUAUGUUAAUUAAGUUGUUUGACAUUAUACUUUUCUACAAUGAUUACUGUUCCAACCUCCGAAGUAAAUAGACCUAAACUACAACUAGUCUUUUAUUCAUUGGAGUUGUGACAAUUGGCGACGAGGAUGGGAUACUGCUCUACGGCGGAAACGAAAUCCAGACCUGGAAGAAAAUUCGACAAAUCGAAGACGAAAGAGUAUGUGAAGUCUAAAGGAAUUUCGGUGAAGCGUAUCGACCUCCAAGGAAAGAGGAAAUUCAUCACUCUUGGAAUCAACGGAAAUCAGGCGACGCUUCAACUGGAUUGUGCAUCGGAUAUCACGAUUAUCUCUACACCGACCUGGGAAGCAAUCGGGAAACCAACUAUCGAAACCUCGGAGAUCGCAGCUAUCAGCGCUUCCGGUGACAGAAUCAACAUCGUUGGCGAAUUCAAGGCCCAGCUUACCAUCAAGAAUUCAACAAACGAAGGUAUUGUCUACGUGUCAUCAAACCCAGAUUUGAAUGUCCUUGGAAUAGACACAAUCGAACUGUUCGAUCUGUGGGCUGUACCCUUCAAUUCGCUGGUGAACGCUGUCCAUCAAAAGCCGCAAGACACCGUUGAAAAACUCCGUUUGAAGUUCCCCGAAGUGUUCCAGAGCUCACUUGGUAAGUGCACAAAAGCAAAAGUGAAACUAUACCUGAAACCCGAUGCCCGUUCAGUGUACUGUCCAAAACGACCAGUCGCAUAUGCAGCACUUCCAAAGGUUGAUGCCGAACUCCAACGCCUUCAAGACAAGGGAAUAAUCUCUCCAGUGAAGUUUUCCGACUGGGCCACACCGAUAGUCGUGGUCCGGAAAUCUGACAACGUGUCCGUUCGAAUUUGUGGCGAUUACUCUACUGGACUGAACAAUGCGCUAGAAUCAGAUGGACACCCACUUCCGCACCCAGACGAUAUUUUCGCUGAUCUUGCAGGCUGCCGAUAUUUUUCCCAACUCGAUCUUUCGGAUGCGUACCUGCAAGUCGAGGUUGAGGAGGAAUCGCAAAAGUACCUGACCAUCAACACUCAUCGAGGACUGUUCAAAUACAACCGCUUGCCACCUGGAAUCAAGUCCGCCCCCGGUGCAUUUCAACGAAUCAUCGAUAGCAUGGUCGCCGGCAUUCCAGGAGUUAAACCGUAUCUGGAUGACAUCAUGAUUGCCGGUAGGACUAAGGAGGAACAUGACCAACGUCUCAAUGAAGUUCUGGAAAGGAUCAAGGCAUACGGAUUUCAUUUGAGGAUGGAUAAAUGCCGGUUUGGUCUCUCACAAAUCAAGUUCCUAGGACACAUCAUCGAUCAAGACGGUUUACGACCAGAUCCAGCGAAGACAAGUGCUAUUUCGCAGAUGCCAGCUCCCAAGAACGUGUCGCAGCUUCGAUCAUACCUUGGAGCCAUCAAUUAUUAUGGACGUUUCGUCAAGCAAAUGAAGGAUCUACGAGCACCCAUGGACUACUUGCUGAAGAAGAACGUUAAGUGGGAAUGGACGGAUAGCUGCCAGAAAUCGUUUGAGAAAUUCAAAACGCUGCUGAAAUCAGACCUGUUGCUGACCCAUUUUGACCCAAACAAGGACAUUAUUGUCGCAGGAGAUGCAUCAAAAGAUGGCGUAGGCGCAGUUAUUAUGCAUCGUUUUCCGAACGGAUCAGUGAAGGCUAUUUCGCAUGUUUCAAGAUCUCUCACCGCUGCAGAACAGAAUUACGGACAAAUUGAGAAAGAAGCCCUGGCUCUAGUGUUCGCUGUAACCCGCUUCCAUAAGAUGCUAUUCGGUCGGAAAUUUAUUUUGCAAACGGACCACAAACCGCUACUCAAGGUGUUUGGAAGCAAGAAAGGCAUUCCUGUAUACACUGCCAACCGACUUCAACGUUGGGCUUUAACACUGAUGCUGUACAACUUCGACAUCCAAUUUGUGAAAACUGAGGAAUUCGGACAUGCUGACUUGCUUUCAAGAUUGAUGAAGUGCCAUGAACGAGUCGACGAGGAGUAUGUCAUUGCUUCUAUACAGAUGGAAGCCGAUGUUCAAGCCGUUCUCAGUGAUUCCACAUCAAGUCUACCAGUGACGUCAGAAAUGAUCGCUGCUGAAAGCUCGAAGGAUUCCGCUCUGAAAUCAGUUAUGCUUCACAUAAACGAAGGUUGGCCCGAACAUUCCACGGAGAUUAGUGACGCAGCCGUCCAGCAGUUUUUCACUCGCCGGGACAGUCUUCAAAUCGUCCAAGGAUGCAUCAUGUUCGGAGAUCGAGUUGUUGUUCCUGUUCGUUUUCGGAAACGCAUUCUUCAGCAGCUACAUAGAGGUCACCCAGGAAUGGACCGGAUGAAGUCGCUUACAAGAAGUUUCGUCUACUGGCCCAAGAUUGAUGAUGACAUCGAAGGACUUGUCCGGUGCUGCAGAUCAUGUGCUGAAGCUGCCAAGUCACCUCGCAAAACGGAUUUGGAAUCGUGGCCUGUUCCAUCGAAGCCGUGGGAGAGAGUGCACAUAGAUUAUGCUGGCCCGAUUGACGGUUUCUACUAUUUUCUGGUAAUCGACGCUUUCUCAAAAUGGCCGGAAAUUUUUCGUACACGAAGCACUACCACAUCAGCGACGCUGGACAUACUUCAGGAAAUCUUUGCAAGAUUUGGUAAUCCAAGGACACUCGUUUCGGACAACGGAACGCAAUUUGUUAGCGCCCGCUUCAAGCAGUUUUGUGAUGAAAAUGGAAUAACGCACUUGACAAUUGCACCAUACCAUCCGCAGUCUAAUGGACAGGCUGAGCGCUUCGUAGACACCCUUAAGAGAGGACUCAAGAAGCUUCGAGAAGGAGGAAAAACCACGACGUUUCAGCAUCUUCAAACUUUCCUGUCCGUCUACCGGUCGACCCCGAAUCGAAGCGCACCUAAUGGCAAGUCUCCUGCAGAGCUUUUCCUUGGAAGAACUGUCUCUACACCGUUAGAUUUGCUGAAGCCUAGGAGAACUACCUCCGUAGCCGUGAACGACAAGCAAAACAAACAGUUCAAUCGACGUCAUGGGACCGUGAAAAGAGAGUUUUCUGCUGACGAUCUGGUAUAUGCGCAGAUUCACCAUCGAAAUGUGACCACUUGGGUUCCUGGCAAGAUCAUUGAGAGGAAAGGUUCUGUGAACUACAAUGUACUUUUGGACAAUGGUCGUCUUAUCCGCUCUCACACCAACCAAUUGAGAGGACGUCAUCUGGAAACUCAUCUGGAAACUUCCUUCGAAGAUGUCGAUGCAGAUCAUCAGCUACCAUGGACAAUGCUGCUUGAAGAAUUCAAUAUUCCUAUCCCAUGUUCAAUCAACCGCAAUGAUCCAAUCGAUGAACAUCCGCAGAAUCCGAUGGAGGUUCAACAUACAACCUGAAGAAAUGCUACCUCCGCUAAUUGAAGAAGAUGUUCCUGCAGACAAUGUUGAAGAUAAUGAACCCCAACCUACUAACAACCCGAUACGAAACCGAAGGCUUCCUUCGUGGCUCUCACCAUAUGAUCUUUUCUGAAGGGGGAGAUGUUAUAGAGGAAUGGCCUGAAGCUAUGAUCAAAGAAGCCUAUGUUAAUUAAGUUGUUUGACAUUAUACUUUUCUACAAUGAUUACUGUUCCAACCUCCGAAGUAAAUAGACCUAAACUACAACUAGUCUUUUAUUCAUUGGAGUUGUGACAGUAGUGUUAUAGAAAAAAGUAAAAUAUGGUAACCAUGAGUCCCAAUCAUCAUGUUGUUCAUUGAUGAAUUGCCUGAGGUAUUCGUUUAAACAACGAUGACUUCUUUCGAGAGCUCCUAUGGUUUCUGGAUGAUAUGCUGUGGAAAAUUUUUGGUCUAUUAUAAGAAUGUUACAGAUGUGUUGAAACGUUUCAUUUUUGUAUUCCGUACCCAUGUCGGAUUUGAUUGUCCUUGGGCAGCCAUAAAUUAAAAUAAAGUUUUCCACUAGAGCCUUGGCUAGUGUACUCGCUUGUUUAUCUACUAUAGGUACUGCAAUUAUAUAUUUCGUUAGAUCACAUUGUAUAGUCAAUGCGUAACGAUUUCCUUUAUUCGAUCUAGUAAGUGGUCCUACUGUAUCAAUUGAAAUUAAUUCAAAAGGUUUGGUAGGAGUAGUUGAUUUUUCGAAAUGUUCCUUUGUUUUAAUUUUAUGUUUAUUAAUUUUACAUGAAGUACAGUUCUUCACAUAUUUAGAAAUACUGUCUUUCAUAUUUUUCCAGUAAU
Messenger RNA from Aedes albopictus (Asian tiger mosquito), 5587 nucleotides. RefSeq lists its product as uncharacterized. Gene Ontology annotation, molecular function: nucleic acid binding. The record is from RefSeq and is a predicted model, not a curated record. The transcript has a single exon. NCBI's taxonomy places the organism in Eukaryota, Metazoa, Arthropoda, Insecta, Diptera, Culicidae. Gene Ontology annotation, biological process: DNA integration. Bases 1525 to 4755 code for a protein of 1076 amino acids.